UCUCACCUCCCGUAAUCGUACCAUUGCAAUUUCCGUUUCUCUCUUACGCGACUCACGAAGCGUCCUCUCCUCCCCAUGCUCCGGUGGUAGUACCAGCCUACCAGGCAUUUUUUUUUCAAAAAAAGCCAUCGUUAAACCAACCGGGCGGUGAUCCGAUCCCGAACGCUCCCCGUUUAAGAGGCAGCGGCGCUCGCUCGCUCGCUGGUCCGGGAAUGGGCACGAGGAAAGGGUUCUUGAAGCGAUUUUAAAACGAAGCUUUCUCCCUCCAUCCUCGUUCUCUCCUUCUCUUGGGGUGAAGUCCCUCCGUUGCGAUCCAAACGGAUUACUCCCCCAUUAAACCCUAAACCCUUUCCUCCUCUCUCCCUCCCUCUCAUCGAGGUCUCUCUCUCUGCUCUCUCUUCGACGCGAAGAACGAGGGCCGAUUUCUUCUCUGUUCGACGAUCGCCAUCGCCGAAAAGCAUGGGGAGAGGAAAGAAAACGCAGACAAUCACAAUGCCGGAGCGACCACCACGGUCUCCUAGUGGUGGGAACUGCUCUGCAACUGCAAGGAACUUGCACAAGAGCGAUCUAGGAGGAGUAAUCUUUGGAUGCAAGCACAACACCAUGAAGGAGUGUCUUUCAAAGCAAUUAUUUGGCUUACCCUCCUCGCAUUUCUCAUAUGUGAAGAAUAUUGACCAUGGACUGCCAUUAUUUCUUUUCAAUUAUUCUGAUCGGAAGAUGUAUGGCAUAUAUGAGGCUGCAAGCCAUGGCCAGAUGAACAUUGACCCAUAUGCGUGGACUGAUAAUGGCAUACACAGAACUCCUUUUCCUGCACAGGUUCAUAUCUACAUCAAGAUGCCAUGCCAACCUCUUUUGGAAAACCAGUACAAGAAAGUCAUUGGGGAUAAUUAUCAUAAAGUUAAUCACUUCUGGUUUGAGCUGGAUCAUGCACAAACGAGAGGCUUAAUUUCAUUGUUCGUACCUUCAGUCAAGCUAGCUCCUGGUGGGUCAGGCAAGACUAAUCCUUUUACACCAUUUCCGUCUACAAAAUUGAAGGCAAUUGCUAAUAUGGAGCAUGCGAACAAUGGGGCUGGGGAACUAAAGAAGGAUUCUACAUCACCUGCUGGUUUGUCAGAUAUGAACAAGUUUUCUUCAUUUACCUGCGAUGAUGGGGAUAGGGAACAUGCUAGCUCAAGUAGAACAUCAACUAGUGCUCCUGAAGAGAGGGAACCUAAGGAACCAGUUUCAGAUUGGGAAGAUUGGGAUGACAGUGUUCAGGGUGUUCAUUCAGAUGCUAGUGUUGGUUUGGAUGAUCCGAGCCAGAGCUGUUCAGAACAGCAUUUUGGCAAGGAACCAGAGACUGCAGUGCAGGGCGUGUUGCAUAAGCUAAAAGAGCUGGCUGCGGGGCAUAAGCAAUCAACUGCAUCAUCCAAGGAGUGUGUAAUUGAUGGUUCAACUCCGUGCACAUCUACAAAUUUACUGGAAGAAAGUAGGCCUCCUGAGGAUAACUUUGUUUCAGCUAAGAUUGAGGAAAUCACAACCACACCUGAUCUAUAUCAGAGGAAUGCUGAGUUGGUGCAGAUCAUCAAUAAGUUGACAAAAAGAGCUGCAGCAUUGGAGAAGAAGCAGACUGAAUCAGAUCAAGAAAUACAACAUUUGAGGAAUGUGAUUGAAGACUCCGGAAGAAAAAUUCAACAAUUGAAGGACCGAGUUGAGGAGCUAGAAUCAAAGCUAAAUCCUUCUAAAUAUCUUGUUGAUGGCAUAUCUAGCAAUUCUGUUAAGCAAUAUUUGAGUUUGGAGAAAGUUAUUUACCUUAUAGGUGGUUUUAACGGCAUAUCCUGGUUAUCAUCCUUAGACUCAUUUUCGCCAUCAAGGGACACACUCACACCUCUUAAACAAAUGGGAUGUGCUCGUUCCUAUGCAUCUGCAGCUGCAUUAAAUGAUAAUAUUUUUGUUUUUGGUGGCGGAGAUGGGAAUUCUUGGUUUCACACAGUUGAGUGUUACAACCAAAGAAAUGAUGAGUGGACUAUGUGUCCUCACUUGAAUCGUGCAAAAGGAAGUCUGGCUGGAGCUACUUUGAAUGACAAGAUAUAUGCUAUUGGCGGAGGAGAUGGAUGUGAAUGUUUCUCAGAUGUUGAGAUGUUUGAUCCAGUUCUUGGAAGGUGGAUCAGCAGCCAGUCAAUGCUUCAGAAGCGGUUUGCUCCUGCCGCAGCGGAACUUGAUGGUGUCCUUUAUGCUGUUGGUGGAUAUGAUGGAAGAGGAUACUUGCUGUCAGCUGAAAGAUACGAUCCACGGGAAGGUUUAUGGACCAGGCUUCCAAGCAUGAAUACGAGAAGGGGCUCUCACUCAUUGUCAGUCUUCAAUGACAAGCUAUAUGCGACUGGAGGGUAUGAUGGUGAGAAAAUGGUUUCCAGCGUUGAAACCUUUGAUCCUCAUCUUGGUGCUUGGAUGAUUAAAGAACCAAUGAAUGUUGUUAGAGGAUAUGGUGCUGCUGCGGUGCUUGGUGACACCUUGUUUGUUGUUGGUGGGCUUAAAGAUGGACAAACUAUUUUAGACACGGUGGAAUCCUACAAGGAGGGGACUGGUUGGUCCUCAUGUGGAUUUAAGGCAAUUGGGAAGAGGUGCUUUUUCUCCGCCGUUGUCCUAUGAGCAUAAUGGUUAAGCUUGUUGCUGCAAGGUUUUGGUAACUGAUAUUAAAACAUUCGUUGAUUCCCCCAACAAAAGAUGGUGAAAUAUUUUUGAGAAGCACUAAUGUACAGUUGCGGCAGUUUUUGUUGCUUUGCUCGGUGAUCCGCAACAUUUUCCGUUGUAAGCCAUAAUAUAGAUCGCAUUCAUGGCGUAUGACAUCCAAUUGGUGCGAGGAAUGAAAAAAGGAAUGGAACCGGGCAUUUCCUUUAACCUAUCAACGUACUAUCUUGAUGGUGUAGUUAAGUAUGCAGACCUAGAUAUCCAAAAAUAACUUUUGCGA
This is a messenger RNA of Phoenix dactylifera (date palm), 2947 nucleotides long. The record is from RefSeq and is a predicted model, not a curated record. NCBI's taxonomy places the organism in Eukaryota, Viridiplantae, Streptophyta, Magnoliopsida, Arecales, Arecaceae.